Molecule: messenger RNA, 261 nt
Organism: Geodia barretti
Lineage: Eukaryota; Metazoa; Porifera; Demospongiae; Tetractinellida; Geodiidae
Source: the annotation of a GenBank genome assembly
AUGCAGAUUCUGAUUGAAAAUGCGAUCUCCAAUGCCAGAACCGACCCGCAGCUGGCGCAGAGGCAGGCCUCCCUGGCGCGGAAGCUGAGCACGCGCCACCGAAUCAGGAUGCCGUAUCACCUCAGGAUGGUCUUCUGUAGGAAGUGCAAGACGUUCAUGGCGCCUGGGGUAAACGCCCGGUUCAGGCUGGGCCGCACCCAUACCAAAUCGAUACGCAUCACAUGCAGCUUCUGCUGCCAUACGUACCGCAAGAUGAUCUAG